Molecule: messenger RNA, 5578 nt
Organism: Oncorhynchus kisutch (coho salmon)
Lineage: Eukaryota; Metazoa; Chordata; Actinopteri; Salmoniformes; Salmonidae
Product: dnaJ homolog subfamily C member 7
Exons: 14
Coding region: 1930-3210 (426 amino acids)
Molecular function (GO): protein binding
Source: RefSeq, a predicted model, not a curated record
CUGAACUGGUUGGGAAAAAAGACGGGUUCCUUUCAGGAAAAAUGGCAGCUGUUGACAUCGACAUGCAGACGGAACUAGAGCCACAAAUAAUUAUUGACACCGACAUGGAGAGAAUGUUGGUGGGUGGAGCUGGGAGGGUCGUCUGCGAGAUGGGACACACCUUGGCUCAGGUGUGUCCUGGCAAUAAAUACUUUCCCCCAUACUUCGAGGAGACUCUCCGCGCGGACGUUUUUGUUGGGGCAUUUUGGGGCUUUGUUAAUUUAUUUUGGCACCUCUCAACACCCCUCAUCACCAUCAAUGCACGCAUCCACUCACUUACACUACUGAUUAAACACCAUUGUUACUUGUAUAUAAGUUACUUUAUUUAAUAAAUUUGUGUUAAUUCUUUCUUAGUCGUCUCUUUGUUACAGGCAGGUGCUUAUUGCACAGCGCAUUGUACUACUAUUUUUGGAGAAGAUUGUAUCGCAAGUUAUGCGAUAUGUCUAGGCUAUGCCAUAUGUAUUAGCUAAUAUGCAUGUGCAGCUGUCGUUUUGAAACAUCCAUUCUAGCAUAUGUGACACACCUUUCUAUCUCCAAGCUUUUAUUUGGUUUUCUAUGCAAAGUAUAUGAUUUAUUAUGCCUGCAGUCAGUUACUUGAAAUUACAUGUAAUCAUGCCAAAACAUGAUUCAAUUGUAUUCACUGACAGAGCGAUAACUAAUGAGACACACACAGACAUUAGGAUUGUGAUUUGACAUACAAAAGUUAUUUUUGUGAAAAUGCUUUUUAUCUGCCUUCCCAAUGGAAAGUAGUUCAAAUCUAUUUUCUAUGUAAAGAGAUGUACGUUUCUGGAUGAUGCAACAUGCUGCCUUGUUGACAACUUGACCGAGUGGCGUAUAUUACUGUUAGCUUUGAGAAGGACGUUCCUCCUUCACCGCUUUUGCCCUUUCACGUCACGGGCCAUAGAUGGGUGCACCAUGGCUCAGGUUAAUAGAACUCUCAUUGGUUUCCUUACCCUGUAAAUAGUCUAUGAACAAGGUAUAGCAGCAAUCCAUGCUUUGUUUUAGUUUCCCAUGCAGUGGCUGGCACGGUUGCAUUUGUGUCACAAAUCCCAUUUCAAGUCAUGUGACUGUUAUUAGCAUUUCUUUCGCAUCAUGUUCAAAUCAGCUGUAAGUGACUGAGUGUAACAAUCCAUUUUUAGGUGCUUUUGGAUAAUUUGGACAGGAUGUGCGGAAAGUGCUUACAAAUUUGUGCCACAAAUUCUAAAAUGUUAGCAUUUGGAAACAGUGCCAGGCAAACCAAAGCAUGUAUUGCUUGUCCAUAAACUCAGGGGCACAAUUUUAAAUUGGGACGGAGUUGCUAAAUUGCCGCUAUAGCCAAUCGAGUAGACUACACAUCCCCUAGUAGUAGGCCUAUGUCUUAAUGAUAUAUUUAUUUAAUCCCCUUCAUUGGUUUUGCUCCAGUGCCUUCUAUGUCCUCACACUGGGCCAGUUGUUUCUGUUUGUUCCAAUCAGGUAAACAUGCCAAGUGUGCUUUCCCAUUUGGUACACUGAGCCAAUUCAUUUGCAUAGGUCAACAUGUGUUUGUUACUAAGACGAGAUCCCCUGGCUGCUAUGCACAAAUAGAUUGCCUCUGAAUAUUUUUGCUGACAUCACAAUCAAAAUACCAACUAGCAAGUAAAGAGGAUUUGUCAAUAGAUUUUCCCCUGCUUAACUGGCUUAAGCGUAAUUGUAUAUCAGUUACUGCUGAAUUGUAGGUAACAUUUUUUGGUGGAUAGCCUGAAUGCUCCAUUUGUUUCUUUGUUUUCUCUCAGGGAGGCUGAGGGCUUCAAAGAUCAAGGAAAUGCUUUCUACGUCAAGAAGGAUUAUUCUGAGGCAUUUAACUACUACACAAAGGCCAUUGAUGCAUGUCCUAAAAACGCCAGUUACUAUGGAAACCGGGCGGCCACUCUCAUGAUGCUGUGCCGCUUCCGAGAGGCCCUGGUGGACUCCCAACGGGCCGUGCGGCUGGACGACUGUUUCAUGAAGGGCCAUCUGCGAGAGGGCAAGUGUCACUUGUCUCUGGGCAACGCCAUGGCAGCCAGCCGCUGCUUUCAGAAGGUCCUGGAACUUGAGCCCAGCAACAGCCAGGCGCAGCAGGAGCACAAAAAUGCCACAGCAGUACUGGAGUACGAACGAAUGGCAGAACUUGACUUCGAAAAGAGGGAUUUCAGAAAGGUGGUGUAUUCUAUGGACAAGGCCCUGGGAUUGGCGUCCACCUGUCAUCGCUUCAAAAUCCUCAAGGCUGAGUGUUUGGCCCUACUGGGUCGCUACCUAGAAGCCCAGUCUGUGGCCAGCGAUAUAUUGAGGAUGGACUCGACUAACGGAGACGCUCUGUACGUGCGAGGCCUGUGUCUGUACUACGAGGACUGCAUCGACAAAGCUGUGCAGUUCUUCGUGCAAGCACUGCGCAUGGCCCCAGACCACGAGAAGUCUCGGCUAGCUUGCAGAAAUGCCAAAGCUUUGAAAGCGAAGAAGGAGGAGGGAAACAAAGUGUUCAAGAACAGCAACUUUGAGGCAGCCUACCGGCUCUACUCGGAGGCCCUGGCGAUAGAUCCCAACAACAUCAAAACCAACGCCAAGCUCUACUGCAACAGAGGCACCGUCGGGGCUAAGCUGAAUAAACCUGAUCAAGCAAUCGAAGAUUGCACAAGUGCAAUAAAGUUGGACGACACAUAUAUCAAGGCCUAUUUGAGACGAGCCCAGUGUUAUAUGGACAUCGAACAGUAUGAAGAAGCUGUACGGGACUAUGAAAAGGUCUACCAGACAGAGAAGACUAAAGAACACAAGCAUCUCUUGAAGACGGCUCAGUUGGAACUGAAGAAGAGCAAGCGGAAAGAUUACUACAAGGUUCUGGGGGUGGGAAAGAAUGCCACAGAAGAUGAGAUUAAGAAGGCCUAUCGGAAACGGGCCCUCAUGCACCACCCAGAUCGUCACAGUGCGGCCACGCCAGAGGUACAGAAGGAGGAGGAAAAGAAGUUUAAAGAGAUGGGCGAGGCCUUCACUGUGCUCUCUGACCCCAAGAAGAAGACUCGCUAUGACUGUGGCCAUGACCUGGAGGAGGACAGCAAUAAUAUGGGAGAUUUCAAUGCCAACAACAUCUUCAAGACCUUCUUUGGAGGCCCAGCAGGAGGAUUCAGUUUUGAAUCCAAUCACAACCAAGCACCUGGAAAUGUAUUUUUCCAGUUUGGCUAGAAAUGAAGAAUGCCAUUGGGAAUGCUGUAGCCCUGUGGUGGACAAUAUUAAGUCGGACGCACCCUCACAACCUGAUUUUUAUGCUCCCAAUGUUUUUUGCAAAAUGUUGCUUUCACAAUGCUAAAAAGACACUCAGUGUUGUUAUCUGAGCGAGAGAGAUGGUGCUCAUCAUGCUUGGCAUCUUCCUAAAAUCUUUUUGGCUGUUUCCACCACAUUUGACAAUAUCCUCUUCAAAUUCAAACUGACAAGGGCGACUUUUGGUAGGUUUAGUAACUAAGAACGUAGCAAAUUAAAUAGGUUAAAGGUUUUUUGACAAGGGGGUUUCGGAAAAACUUGAAUCCUCAGGAAAUUGUCUUGAUUCUCUUUUGUGAGUAUUUGUCGCAAAGCAUGUUUUGAAGGCAUGAAAUAGGAGUACUGUUGCCAAAAUAUACAUUUCAUUGCUUGAAUGGAAAAUGUUUGCUGUACCUGGAGCAAGUAGAGCUUUGUAAAUGAACACAUGGGAGUGCAACUCCGUUGUUAGUUUUAGUAGGUCGCAUGAUUUUUUUCAUUCACGCCACAGAGGUCGCCCGGAAACAAAGUUAGCAUGGGAAUCAUUUGGCGGUAAAGCAGAAACUGACCUUAGGGCAGAGCCUAGGAACUACUUCAGUCCCAUGUAGAAUGAGGCCUGUUUUCAUUUGUUGGAUUUUCCUGCAGACUCAAACUACAGAUUCAUGUUAGUCUCCAUUUUGCUCAUUGAUGCAUUGUGCAUUUUACUGGCAUGUUUUAAGUCUUAUUUUGUGCUCCUAAUUUGAUUUGAGAUUUUGUUCAGUUCUCUUAAAUGUAUUUAUUUAUUGUAUAUUCAAACUGUAUCCAUCUCAAUGACAGUGUUGGUGAUAUUCCAUUUGAUUUCUAAUGUUUUCUAUUGAAUAGGAUGUAAAAAAAAACAUAUCCUUGACCCACGUAUGUAAAGUUUUGACCUCUUAAUAGAUCUAUUUUUCUCCAUGUGGUUUUCUAGCAUUGCUUUGGCCCCAUAAUACGAUGCAUCCGGUUUCAACUCCCAAGUGAACAUUUGAAACUUCAGCAGCUAGUCUUGUAGAUCAGUUUCUAACUCUGGUCCAGGCGAAGUACAUGUUCCUCUACAAACUAGUAGUGGUGCCUUAGAUGUUGACUAGACUGGACACGCUUGCGUGCAAAUGUUAAUUUUGUCCAUCUUUUUCUUUUUAUUGAACCUUUAUUUAACUAGGCAAGUCAGUUAAGAACAAAUUCUUAUUUACAAAUAUGGCCUAGGAACAGGCCAGGGGCAGAAUGACAGAUUUUUACCUUGUCAGCUCUGGGAUUUGAUCUAGCAACCUUUCGAUUACUGGCCCAAAGCUCUAACAGCUAGGCUACCUGCAGACAUGAUCAGGACACGCAGGUUGAAAUAUCAAAACGAACUCUGAACUAACUAUAUUACUUUGGGGAGAGGUCAAAACAUGAAAAAUGUAGCUAGCUACCUUGCUAGCUAAUUUGUCCUGGGAUAUAAACAUUAGGUCCUUUCUUUCUGGAUCUUUGUAGAAUUUUGGCCAAUUUGAGUCACACAAAUGUGUGUUCUCUGUCAAUCCACAUAUAGGAGUGGAAACCUUGGUGGUUUCUAGUAAUCUCUCCUUUAGUUUUGUUCUUUCUUCUGUGAACUUUAUAUGGCAGUUGGUGACCAACUUUAAGAUGCAUUACCACCAACUGGACUGGAGUGGGAACCUCAGUUCAUCCUUCAAUCACCCAUGUGGGUAUAUUCUCCUGAAAAUGAAUGAGGAGAUUGGAGAGGUGGGACUUGCAGCGUGUCACGAGUAAAAAAUAGAACCGUCUUCUAUUUUAGCACCUAGCUACUCAGACGCUCGUUGACACGCACAAGUUGUUUGGAUGAAAUGAUUGAAUAAUGUAUGUGUACAUUUAUUUUGCAAUAAUGACCCCACUGACUGACGUUGCUUAAACACAAAGGUUGAGAAACUCUUGUAAAGUGUGCUAACUAAAGUCACCUAUUUUAAUUGUAAUUUUACUUUGAAGAUGUUUAAAUUUAAAGUCUGGCCAGUCUAGGCAAUGGGAUCUUGAAAGAAGAUGACAAAAAAAACAGAUCCCUUUUUUGCACCUAGAAUCAGCUCUCAUUGAGAGGCUUUUAUUCUGCUUUUGGGGAUUGUCAUCAUGCCUUGUAUCUGUCAUGAACGUUUGGUCAGUAUGUCCCUCUCAAUCUGUGUGCUUCUCACCUGUGUGCCAGGUGGUAGGUUGAAAACGUGAACAGAAACGCUACAUUUUCAUGAUCCUAUUACCUGUGUACUUUAUUUUAUUUAUUUUUUUAAGAAUAUGCCUCUGUACAAUGUUUUGGUUGAAGGAAAUAAAAAUUAAUCUUUUCCCCUUA